Messenger RNA from Bursaphelenchus okinawaensis, 1059 nucleotides. NCBI's taxonomy places the organism in Eukaryota, Metazoa, Nematoda, Chromadorea, Rhabditida, Aphelenchoididae. The record is from the annotation of a GenBank genome assembly.
AUGCUGACCUGCGUUGAUGGAUCGGUGCUGAUCCAUCGACCAAAACCAGCUCUCAAGGACAACAAAAGUGACGUGUUUUUGAGAUUGCCGCUCGAGGUGAGUUUUUUUCGACAGCGUAGACGUAGUUUGGACUCUUACUUUAAGCCUACUAAGGUUAAGCUUAUUAAGUUUAAAUCGACUAAACCAAAGUCAAUUGAUUUAGUAAAUUUUAGUCUAUCAAAGUAAGCCUACGACAUACACAAUUUAGAUAAAAUUGACCAUAACAUCGUUUCUAUCGCCGCGUGACAUAGUAAAUGCGUCUACGGUGUGUUCACAAUGGCAAAGAAUGUUUCACAGCUGUGGAAAUGUUUUCGACGAGAAUGCUACAGAGUUUGAAAAACAUUUACCAAAAGAAGUUGAAAAUGAUUAUGACAAAAAGGACAAUCAGUACUUGUGGCAAAGACUAGCCGUACGGUAAUUUUUACUUUUAAUACAAUAAUUGUUUGAUAUUUUAUUAAAAAUAUGAUAUUCACAGCUCUCUGUUUACUUUUUGUUUUUUAGUUUUGAUAAAAUUGAAGAUAACUGGAGAACUUUAAACUCACGUUUUUUGGACAUAAAAGUUGACGAUAUGACGGUAAUAUGGUUCAGAAUGCACGAUGACUUGACGGCUAUUUUUACAAACGAAAACAGCUUACAUAUUGCAUCAAUAAGCAAAAAUAGGGUAAGAUUUGCACCAUUUUAGACUAACUUACUCUAUCUUACACUCAUGUACGCUGUGCUAGUCUUCUUUACUCUGCCACACUGUAACAAUUUUAUCUUACACAGACGUAUUCUUACCACUAACUACUUUAUUAUCGUUCUUUGCAGUUAGUAGCAGAAUUGUCAGAAUUCCACAACUUUUCUUCUGAUUUACAACCAUACAUUCAAUUUGAUCAUACUGGACAGAGAUUGCUUUUUGCUUUGGAAGAUUUUAUCAAAGUUUGUGGAAUCGACAAUGAUUGGUGUCAGUGUAUGACUAUUGAGAUAUUGACCGCUGAAGAUUUUGUUCACUGCCAACCGGCUAUUCACAACGAUUUGUGA